Messenger RNA from Parasteatoda tepidariorum (common house spider), 546 nucleotides. RefSeq names its product adenosine 5'-monophosphoramidase HINT3. Gene Ontology annotation, molecular function: catalytic activity. Lineage: Eukaryota; Metazoa; Arthropoda; Arachnida; Araneae; Theridiidae. The record is from RefSeq and is a predicted model, not a curated record.
GGGUUUAUUAUUUAUAAAGAAUUACUUGAAAAUGGUUACAGCAAAUGAAAACUGUACAUUUUGUCACCUUCAAAAUACAACUUUAUUCUAUGAAGAUGAUGAGUUUAUUGCAUUUAAGGAUAUUAGGCCUGCCACUAAACAUCACUAUCUAGUCAUACCAAGGAUGCAUAUGAAAAAUGUUUCAUCAUUAAAGAAGAAAGAUAUUUUAAUAGUUAAGAAGAUGGUAGAAAUUGGUCAAAGUAUUUUAGAAAAAGAAUCUGCAAGUAUUGAAAAUGUUAGGUUUGGUUUUCAUUUGCCACCUUUCAAUAGUAUUGCUCACUUGCAUUUACAUGUUAUAUCUUCUGUAGAUGAAAUGGGUUUUUUAAGUAGACUAAUAUUCAGACCUGAUUCUUAUUGGUUCAUGACAGCUAAUACUUUGUUGGAACGUUUAGAAAAGAUGGAUGAACAAUGAUGACAGUUCAUUGGAUGAGGGAAUGUUUUGAUAAUACAUGUAUUUUUUUCCUUUAAGAGUUGUGUUCCUAUUUAUUAAAUAUAUUUUUUACUAUA